Messenger RNA from Frankliniella occidentalis (western flower thrips), 311 nucleotides. RefSeq names its product E3 ubiquitin-protein ligase NHLRC1-like. Bases 9 to 221 code for a protein of 70 amino acids. Gene Ontology annotation, biological process: protein ubiquitination. The record is from RefSeq and is a predicted model, not a curated record. Gene Ontology annotation, molecular function: ubiquitin protein ligase activity. NCBI's taxonomy places the organism in Eukaryota, Metazoa, Arthropoda, Insecta, Thysanoptera, Thripidae. The transcript is spliced from 2 exons.
ACAUCGCCAUGCAGUGCAAGGUGUGCGACGAGGAGUUCGACCGGGAGGUGCGCGCCCCCAAGAUAGUGCCCUGCGGCCACACCGUGUGUCUGCGGUGCCUGCAGGGGGGCAGCGAGACCAAGUGCCCCACUUGCAACAAGGUGUUCGACGCCGCCCCCGCGUCGCUCCUCAGCAAUCUGACUCUGCUGGAGAACCUGGAGCAGCAAGGUGAAGCCAGGUAAGGCCCGUCGUGACGUGUGUGAAAACCCUGCAAAAAAUAUCCUCGUAAAUUUACAAUUUGUUUUGUAAUUUACUUUUUUUACAAAAUAUGA